AUGGUUCUGGCGGUGCGAGGGACGGAGCUCUCGCUGUCGUAUCCUGGCGGGAUCUUCGAGGAGCUCCCGGCGUUAGCUCCCGAGUUCCUGCGAUCUCCCGAUGUGAGCGGUCAAGCUUGGGAGAAUGUUACUAAGACUCAGUCAACUCCCAAUAGGGUGAAGAAGCUUCUGAGGGAACGCCAUGGACUAGGGGUAACUUUCUUGAUUCCCUCGGAACACCAGAGGCCUUGGUCGCCACCAGUUGGGUAUCAGUGCGUUUACGAAUCCUACUUUCGGGACGAUACGAAGCUCUGGUUCCCAAUUCCUCGACUAAUCACAUCGUAUGCGAGGCGCCGAGAUGCAGCGAUAAGUCAGUUUUUGAAUGGUUCGUGGCGUAUCGCGGUGGCCUUGAUGGUUAUGGCUGCUGAAAUUGAUGUCUCGUUGAGCGUUCGUGUCUUCGAGGAGUUGACGUCCGUCAGCUCGUUAGACGACGGGCUUCUGUCGAUAAAGAUGCGUACCAUCUACAAUGUGAUAGGAAGGCAUCCUAACAAGACGCCGGAUUGGCAGAGAUCUUAUUUCUUCGUUAAAUGUGAUGACUCUGCCUUCGAAGACCCGCCAGAUGACGACUGCCGUGUCUUAUGGAACACUUUGCUUGCCGACCAUCCGACUUCUCGUGACUAUCCAGAAGACUUUCUUACAAGUGCUCGCGCCGUUGCGGGACUUGCUCAGGAGAAUUGGGGGAAUAUUUCUUGGGAGAGGGUUCACCGUUCGAUCGAUCGUAUUUCCAGGAAAGAUUGGAAUUCGAGUUACCCUCUUUCUGCCAACAAGACUAAGAGGCGGAUCUCGCUACUCACAAAGGAGGAGCAGAAGAGAAUCAACGAGGCAAGGAAAAUGAGAGGGCUUCCAGAUCUGAGUGCGAUGAUGACGGUCGAACUUAACCUGCCGAGUGUCGAACUACCUGCACCUUCCAACAAGAUGGCGAUUGCCGGCACCACUGACGCAAGCCCUCAUCAUCAAGAUUCCCCGGCCGGUACCGCUACUUUAGCUCCUAAGAAGAAAAAGGGGGAGAAGAGACCCCGUGACGACCUUCCUGCUAGCGUAGGUUCUGAAGCGGCUCCUGUUGAAGCUGAGAUUCCUAGUCAGGAGGAGACGGCUGAACAUCAUCAAAAAAGAGGAAGGAAGGCAAUCAGCAGCCUCAAGCUGCAGGGAUCUGAAUCAGCUGGUGAGCCGGCUCUCCACUUAGCCUCGUUGGGUGAUCUUGAAGACGCCUCUCCCGAAGUUACGCUGCAGAAGAAGAGGAAAUCCAAAAAGACGGGUGGUCGAGAGAUGGUCGCUAGUGCUCUAGCUUCGUCGACCCCUGGAACAUCAGCCUUCGUUGCUUCGUCUCGGAAGAAGACUCUGAGGGUCGACCAGAUCAAAUGCGGGCCGAAGCCUCUUCCAUCCGUGUCUGAUUUGAUUUUUAAGGAUGAGUACGUCGAUGCUGCUCGCACUAAAUUACUGGGCGACGGGAGCAUGAAUUUCGUUGUUGAGAAAUACGACACAGCCUUGAAGGAGACUCGCGAAGCCUUGAGAAAGUCGGAGAAGGCAGUGGCAGCCAAGGGUAAGCUUCUCCGCCGGAAGAAAGCGGAAUGGGGGGAUGAGUUUGUGAGGAUGGCCGAGAAGAGAGAACGAGCGAUUGCUCGGAAGAAGAUUCAGCGGGAGCAAGCUGACGCGGCCGAGGCCAAACUCUCUGUUGCAAACGUGACCAUUGCGACUUUGGAGUCUCGGAAGGCCAGUCUGAUGGAAGAGAUGGGGAUCAAAGCCGAAGAACAUAAGGUUGGGUUGGCUUAG
Brassica oleracea var. oleracea is the source of this 1809-nucleotide messenger RNA. RefSeq lists its product as uncharacterized. NCBI's taxonomy places the organism in Eukaryota, Viridiplantae, Streptophyta, Magnoliopsida, Brassicales, Brassicaceae. The transcript is spliced from 6 exons. The record is from RefSeq and is a predicted model, not a curated record. Bases 1 to 1809 code for a protein of 602 amino acids.